GCUGUAUCCAUCAAUCAGGCAUCCUCCGCCCCCUUACAGCUCUGGCUUUAAAACAGCUCCAAACGCACUGCGAAUUUCUCCUGAAAUCCUGCACUUUCAUCUUUCUCCAUCAUCACAGAGAAAAGUCACCAUGAGUAAUGUUCAGAAUGUAGUCGUGCAGAACAUGUCCUUUAAAGCAGGACAGACCCUGAUAAUAUCUGGAUUCGUGGUUCCCGAUUCCACUAAUUUCGCCAUUAACAUUGGGAACAGUCCUGAAGAACUCGCUCUGCACAUGAAUCCUCGCUUUAACGCUCACGGAGAUAACAACACUGUAGUGUGUAACUCGUACCAGGGGGGAAGCUGGUGCCAGGAGCACAGACCAGAUGGCUUUCCCUUUAAUUAUGGCGAGGAGUUUAAGGUAUGGAUCACUUUCACUCAUGAAGAGUUUAAGAUCAUUCUGCCAGACAACUCGGAAAUCCACUUCCCAAACCGCCCUGGCGCUGAAAAGUACAACUACAUGCUCUUUGAAGGCGGGGUGCGAAUCCAAGGCAUCGAGAUCAAGUAGAGUCAAUUUCUACUAUGCUGGAACAUGUCUGUUCACUUAUUCAGCUAACCUAUGCUAGGUUUCCUCUGUCUUACACAUCACUGUGCUACUAUGCAAUUAAACCAUAUAAAAUUAACCCUAGAGAACAAACACAUUUAUUUCAGAUUACAGAAUGAAAUGAUUACAUUCAUGUUCACAGCAAAGCUUUUUCUUGCAGUUUUAGCAUCAUUCCAAUACCCCCCCCCCAAAAAAAAAUAUUUUUU
Messenger RNA from Ictalurus punctatus (channel catfish), 786 nucleotides. It is a transcript of the gene lgals2a, whose product is annotated as lectin, galactoside-binding, soluble, 2a. The transcript has 4 exons. Gene Ontology annotation, molecular function: carbohydrate binding; laminin binding; galactoside binding. Lineage: Eukaryota; Metazoa; Chordata; Actinopteri; Siluriformes; Ictaluridae. The record is from RefSeq and is a predicted model, not a curated record. The coding region runs from base 131 to 544 and encodes 137 amino acids.